AUGGAGCCAUGGCAGACCACGCCACCUUCACAAAGCAUAAGGCACUCUCCACAACCUGGACCGUCAAACAGAUCACCUUCUUCACACUUACCUUCCCAAAACAUAAGGCACUCUCCACAGCCUGAGAUGUCAAACAUAUUGCCUUUUCACGAUUUACCUUAUCAAAACGAUAAGCCAACUAAAUUUGAGUUUACUUCUCCACAGCCAAUUUUACCAAAGACUACAAAGAAACAAAGGCAGACAAGAAAUCGGGGAAAGACAGCUAUUUUAACAGAAUCGCCCUACAAGAACGAGCUCAUGGAGUCAACUCAAAUUAAAGAGGCUAGAAAUUCUAACGCUGAAUCUAAAAAACGAAAAGUAUUUAAGAAUGAUGGGGAUAAAAAGAAAACAAAACAGAAAAGGUAA
Molecule: messenger RNA, 405 nt
Organism: Diabrotica balteata
Lineage: Eukaryota; Metazoa; Arthropoda; Insecta; Coleoptera; Chrysomelidae
Source: the annotation of a GenBank genome assembly